AUGACACAGCCAGGCAUAAGCUCGUGCACCACAACAUUAGACUCCACAUUCUGCUCCUUCAACGUCACCGCUACAUGCACCUUGCCGCUCUUCACUCCUUGUAACGCCAUGUCGCAGCAGCAGUACCAGAAGAAGAAGAAGAAGAAGAAGAAGAAGAAGAAGAAGAAGAAGAAGAAGAAGAAGAAGAAGGAGGAGGAGGAGGAGGAGGAGGAGGAGGAGGAGGAGGAGGAGGAGGAGGAGGAGGAGGAGGAGGAGGAGGAGGAGGAGGAGGAGGAGGAGGAGGAGGAGGAGGAGGAGGAGGAGGAGGAGGAGGAGGAGGAGGAGGAGGAGGAGGAGGAGGAGGAGGAGGAGGAGGAGGAGGAGGAGGAGGAGGAGGAGGAGGAGGAGGAGGAGGAGGAGGAGGAGGAGGAGGAGGAGGAGGAGGAGGAGGAGGAGGAGGAGGAGGAGGAGAAGAAGAAGAAGAAGAAGAAGAAGAAGAAGAAGAAGAAGAAGAAGAAGAAGAAGAAGAAGAAGAAGAAGAAGAAGAAGAAGAAGAAGAAGAAGAAGAAGAAGAAGAAGAAGAAGAAGAAGAAAAAAUAA
Messenger RNA from Closterium sp. NIES-65, 579 nucleotides. NCBI's taxonomy places the organism in Eukaryota, Viridiplantae, Streptophyta, Zygnematophyceae, Desmidiales, Closteriaceae. The record is from the annotation of a GenBank genome assembly.